GUGAGCCGCCACCUGUCCAAGCUCUUCGACAGCCUGUGCAAGCUGAAGUUCCAGCUCGACACCUCCGGGCAGCCGCUGAAGUCCGGCCUGGGCAUGUACAGCAAGGAGGACGAGUACGUGGACUUUGAUCAGGAGUGUGACCUCUCGGGGCAGGUGGAAGUCUGGCUGAACCGGGUCCUGGACCGAAUGUGCGCCACCCUGCGGCACGAGAUCCCGGAAGCCGUGGUGACAUACGAGGAGAAGCCGAGGGAGCAGUGGAUCUUUGACUACCCCGCGCAGAUCGCCCUCACGUGCACCCAGAUCUGGUGGACCACCGAGGUGGGCCUGGCGUUUUCGAGGCUGGAGGAAGGAUAUGAAAACGCCAUCAAAGAUUACCACAAGAAGCAGAUCAGCCAGCUGAACGCCCUCAUCACCCUGCUCAUUGGAAACCUCAGCGCCGGGGACAGGAUGAAAAUCAUGACCGUCUGUACCAUCGACGUCCACGCCCGGGAUGUGGUCGCCAAGAUGAUCACGGCUAAGGUGGAGAGCGCCCAGGCCUUCACCUGGCAGUCCCAGCUGCGGCACCGCUGGGACGAGGAGAGGAGGCACUGCUUCGCCAACAUCUGUGACGCCCAGAUCCAGUACUCAUACGAGUACCUGGGCAACACGCCGCGGCUCGUCAUCACCCCGCUCACCGACAGGUGCUACAUAACCUUGACCCAGUCCCUCCACCUGAUCAUGGGUGGAGCCCCCGCUGGCCCCGCUGGGACCGGCAAGACGGAGACCACCAAGGACCUGGGCAGAGCCCUGGGCACCAUGGUCUACGUCUUCAACUGCUCCGAGCAAAUGGACUACAAGUCCUGUGGGAAUAUCUACAAGGGCCUGGCCCAGACGGGAGCCUGGGGCUGCUUUGAUGAGUUUAACCGAAUCUCCGUGGAGGUCUUGUCGGUGAUUGCCGUGCAGGUGAAGUGUGUCCAAGACGCGAUUCGAGCCAAGAAGAAAACGUUUAAUUUCCUGGGAGAGAUGAUUAGCCUCAUCCCCACCGUCGGCCUCUUCAUCACCAUGAACCCUGGCUACGCUGGCCGCACGGAGCUGCCCGAGAACCUAAAGGCCUUGUUCAGACCCUGCGCCAUGGUGGUCCCUGACUUUGAACUGAUAUGCGAGAUCAUGCUGGUGGCUGAGGGUUUUCUUGAGGCCCGCCUCCUGGCCAGGAAGUUCAUCACCCUCUACACCUUGUGCAAAGAGCUGCUCUCGAAGCAGGAUCAUUACGACUGGGGCUUGCGUGCCAUCAAGUCUGUGUUGGUGGUGGCCGGCUCCCUGAAGAGGGGCGAUCCCAGCCGGGCAGAGGCCCAGGUGCUGCUGAGGGCACUCAGGGACUUCAACGUCCCCAAGAUCAUCACUGACGACCUGCCUGUGUUCAUGGGGCUCAUUGGAGACCUCUUCCCUGCCCUGGACGUGCCUCGGAAACGGGACCUGAGUUUUGAGAAGGUCAUCAAGCAGAGCAUCUUGGAGCUCAAGCUGCAGGCGGAGGACAGCUUCGUGCUGAAGGUGGUGCAGCUGGAGGAGCUGCUGCAGGUGCGGCACUCAGUGUUCGUCAUCGGGAACGCGGGCAGCGGCAAGUCGCAGGUCCUCAAGUCCCUGCACAAGACCUACCAGAACCUGAAGAGGAAGCCGGUGGCCGUGGACCUGGACCCGAAGGCCGUCACCUGUGACGAGCUUUUUGGCAUCAUCAACCCAGCGACCAGGGAAUGGAAAGACGGCCUCUUCUCCACCGUCAUGCGGGACCUGGCCAACAUCACUCACGACGGCCCCAAGUGGAUCGUCCUGGACGGGGACAUAGACCCCAUGUGGAUCGAGUCCCUCAACACCGUCAUGGACGACAACAAGGUCCUCACCCUGGCCAGCAACGAGCGCAUCCCCCUGAACCGCACCAUGCGGCUGGUGUUCGAGAUCAGCCACCUGAGGACGGCCACACCGGCCACCGUCUCCCGAGCCGGCAUCCUGUACAUCAACCCCGCCGACCUCGGGUGGAGCCCGGUGGUGAGCAGCUGGAUCGAGAGGCGCAAAGUGCAGUCAGAAAAGGCCAACCUGAUGAUCCUCUUCGACAAGUACCUGCCCACCUGCCUGGACAAGCUCCGCGUCGGGUUCAAGAGGAUCACGCCGGUGCCUGAGAUCACAGUCAUCCAGAUGAUCCUGUACCUGCUCGAGUGCCUCCUCACAGAGGAGAACGUGCCGCCCGACUCUGCCAAGGAGCUGUAUGAGCUCUACUUCGCCUUCGCCUGCUCCUGGGCCUGCGGGGGCGCCAUGUUCCAGGACCAGCUGGUAGACUAUCGGGUCGAGUUCAGCAAAUGGUGGAUCAACGAGUUUAAGACAAUCAAGUUCCCCUCGCAGGGGACGGUCUUUGACUACUACAUAGACCCCGACACCAAGAGGUUCCUGCCGUGGACGGACAGAGUGCCCGCCUUUGAGCUGGACCCCGACGUCCCGCUGCAGGCCUCUCUGGUGCACACCACCGAAACCAUCCGCAUCCGCUACUUCAUGGACCUGCUCAUGGAGAAGUCAUGGCCGGUGAUGCUAGUGGGGAACGCGGGAACGGGCAAGUCAGUGCUGAUGGGGGACAAGCUGGACAGCCUGAGCACAGAUGACUACCUAGUGCAGGCCGUGCCCUUCAACUUCUACACGACCUCGGCCAUGCUGCAGGGUGAGGCCGGA
This is a messenger RNA of Vicugna pacos (alpaca), 2691 nucleotides long. The record is from RefSeq and is a predicted model, not a curated record. Lineage: Eukaryota; Metazoa; Chordata; Mammalia; Artiodactyla; Camelidae.